AAGCGCCGCUCCUGUCGCCCAGGUGGCACCGCCCCUUCAGGAUCUCCCACAAUGCAUACCGAUCCAAGAUGGCGGCGUCCGACGAUGGAGAAACUCUGGAGACUUGGCUCAACAAAGCUACCAGUCCUGCCAACAGACAGGAGGAUUGGGAGUACAUCAUGGGCUUCUGUGACCAGGUUAAUAAGGAGCUAGAAGGGCCACAGAUUGCUACCAGGCUGAUUUCCCAUAAAAUCCAGUCACCUCAGGAGAUGGAGGCCAUGCAAGCUCUUACUGUACUAGAGGCUUGUGUAAAGAACUGUGGGCGUAGAUUUCACCAAGAAAUCGGCAAGUUUCGCUUUCUGAACGAGAUGAUCAAGCUGGUAUCUCCUAAGUAUCUUGGCUCAAAGACUAAACCCAAGGUGAAGACACGUGUCAUUGAGCUGCUGUACAGCUGGAGUAAAGGCCUUCCUCAUGAAACAAAGGUUCAAGAUGCUUAUCAGAUGCUUAAGAAACAAGGUAUUGUGACAGAAGACCCUAAAGUUGAAGAUGUGUACGAGCCACCCCCUCCCCCUCGUCCAAGAAAUACACUGUUUGAAGAUGAAGAUAAAGCAAAGCUGUUGGACAGGCUGUUGAAGAGUAAACACCCGGAGGACCUGCAGGCGGCCAACAGGCUGAUUAAGAACAUGGUGAAGGAAGACUCGGACAGGAUGGAGAGGGUGUCGCGCCGCAUGAACCAGCUGGAGGAGGUCAACAACAACGUCAGGCUGCUGAACGAGAUGCUGGCUCACUACAAACCUAAUGAGGCGUCCGACUCCGAGAAGGAAGUCAUGAAGGAACUUUACGCCCAGUGUGAAAAGAUGCGACCAAAUUUAUUCAGACUCGCAAGUGACACUCCCGAGGGUGAUGAUGGUAUUGAUGCAAAGGCACAGUCGGAGGGCUCAGCAUCAUCAUCAUCAAGUGCACUAGCUGAUAUCUUGAGAGCAAAUGAUGACCUGAUGAGGGUGAUGCAGUCCUACCAACGUCUGGUAGAGGGCGUUAGAAAUGGCACGGCAGAAGACACAGCUGGUGGGGAAGGAAAACAAACAGAACAGCAAUCUGGAUUGGCGGACUUGCUCAUGUUGGAUGCAGGGGGACCAAGGUCUCCAACCGCCACUACUACCACGUCUGCCAUUCCCCCUGUCCUACCCGCCCCUCCCACAGUAAGUGGAACAGCCCCUGUAGCAGCACCACAGCCCCCAACAACAGCAGACCUUCUCAGCAGUGAACUUCAAGGUCUAGGACUUGGUGAAGCUGCACCUGCCUCAGCUCAAACAGGUGUACUAGGACAGCCUACAGGUGCACCUGGUCAGCCUCUUGUAGGUGGGAUUCCUUUCAUGCCUGCACCAGGUGUAGGCAUGCAGCCUCACCCUGUAGCACCUGCAUCCAACUACUCUGCAUUUGGACAGGCUCCCCCAGCCAAUGUUCCCAUGUCCAUGCCUGGGGCUCCACCUACAACAAUGAUGGCACCAAUGGGCUCCCAGCCUCCCUUCACAGCUGCAUCAAGCGGCGUUUUCCAACAGAACACUAUGGCUAUGCCCAUGGCAACAGCCACGCCCACUGCCAUGAUGAACACAGUUCCCACUCCCGGACUGGUCCAGCCCCAGAGUUCCACAGGACUGCUGGGAGAUCUGGGUGUGCAAGGGCAGACACAAGGUCAGGGUCAAGGUCAGGAGAAACCAGCUGUUGUGGAGGGGGCCUUCUCAGACUUGGACGUCCUGGGAAAGAGCUUGCAAGAGCGAGGCCUGAAGCCUUCUGUGCAAGCAUCACAGCCUGUUAGUGAGCCGCCCAAGCAGAGUUUGAACCAGCUCCUUGCCCAGAAGCAGCAGCCGGGUUCCCCAGCCCCAGGGGGUGAGGCAGCCCCCCCUGUCCCCACCCCUCAGGUGGCAGGUCCUGGUGCCCCCUCUCCCCAGCCUGCAUCCCCUGCCACUGCAGAAGUCCUGUCACUGCAGGACGUGUUUGUUCCCAUAGAGUCAGUCCAGCCUGGAAGUGUAGGCCCUCUGACGAUCUGUCAGAAGGACAACAUGCAGAUUGUGUUACAUUUUGCCCGUGACACCGCCCCUGGUCGGCCUGAUGUGCAUGUCAUGGUGGUCUCCAUCACAAGUAAUGCUACUGAACGGAUCCAGAGUAUAGUCUUUCAAGCCGCUGUGCCAAAGGUGAUGCGUGUGAAACUGCAGCCUCCGUCAGCCACGGACCUCCCCGGCUACAACCCCAUCUUGCCGCAGGCUGCCAUUACACAAGUCAUGCUGCUGGCCAACCCAAAUAAGGUGCCGGUCCGGUUAAAGUACAAACUUAGCUACAUGUGCAAUGAACAGCAGAGGACGGCAGUGGGAGAGGUGUCCAACUUUCCCAACUUGUGACGGCAAGCUCCGUAGUUCCAGGAGAGUUAGUUAGCUGUUACUGUCCAAACUCAUGUCUGGAUGAGGAUUAUGUACAUUUUCAAGCCUUAACUCUAGAGAAAUGUGGCAUUUUUUCAAGUGACAUGGUAUCAUCAUGGUACUGUAGUCAUCAUUCCACUUUACCUGAUGCACUCAACAUGCAAUACUGUAUGUACCUAUAGUGUGAUGCACUGAAAAUCAUACAUCCCCAAAUGGUUGGUCAUGGUCUAGGGGGGGUCAGUGCAGUCAACCAUUGCCUCAACAUGCAUUUUUCAUGGUAUCCCAGUUCAGUUUUCUCAAGCAUUGAUAGUGCUAUAGCAGAAAGAGAAUGAAAAUGAAUGCAAGCUUGAUAGCAAAACUGUUACCAAGUAUUCAAAAUUCCACUUAGCUUCACAUUUAUUUGCACUUAAUUGUCAAUAAAUAAGACUCAAAUUGCAAAAUCCAGAGAUAAUUCUGAAAAGCUGGCGGGUUACUCUGAUGGGCGGUCAUACUGGCUUUACAGAUACAGAUAAUGAAGUUCUUUUGAAGUAACCUGUUUUAGUGAGAUGGUCGUAAUUGGCUUGGGCCACUUUGCAGUUCUGGAACAGGCCAUAUUGCCAUUGGAUACAGAUUUACAAAAUGUACAUUGUACAUUUGUACCUAAACUUCUUUGAAUUCGUGAAGCAAAAGUAAAUGGCACCACACUGAAGUGAUUAUCCAUUUCUGUGAUAGGUUUGUAGGUGUAUCACUGGUGGUAUGUUAGAUUUAAUUGAAUUAAUCUAGAUAUACCAGUAAUUGGUUAGAUCUUUGAAUAUUAAGUAAACUCUGUCUUAUAUGUAUUAGAAGAUAAAUAAUAGCUGACAAUGGCACGGAAAUUUAUUUCAUGCAAUAAAUACUGUAUAUUAAAGAAGAGAGAGCCUUAAAAGGAUUUGGUUGAUUCAUAAAAAAUGAUGGUGAUGAAGUACAUUUAAUCUGCCAAAUAGAAUUGAGUUGUGUCAGUUUAUGUAUGUUGUACUUAUUUUCAUUAUAUGGUAUGUAAUAGAACUGAAAAAAAUGUAUACUUUUUUUUACUUUUUGCAUUAUGAAAAUAGUGCAUGCCCACACCAUGCAACAGGAGAAAGGAAUGGGUUAUUGGUGUCAGUAACGUUGUUAAGUAAAUAACUAAUAUCAGACAUCAACUGUUACUGACUGUCUCUGAAACCAGCAUCAUGGGCCUUUUGCAAUCAUCAAUGAAUGUACAAUAAUCUACACCUUCAGGAAUGGAUUGUUCCAGUAAAAGUGUGUGAAAUAUCUCAUGUGGAGCAUUCCAUUCUCCAAAAAAGGGGACCGAAAUGGACUGGGCAGUAGUGCUUUUCAUUGUGCAGACCAUUUUAGCCUUCAUGCAUAUUACUAGUAAUCAUGGACUGAAAAGUUGACUGCAAUGAUGUGUGUAGACAGCUUUUUUGUUGAUCAGAAGAGGACAUUGAUUUUGCUAUGACUACACAAAUAAAUAUGUAUACAGUAUAAAAAGGAAUUACAGUAGUAUAAUUUUUCUCAAUUUUGUCUACUCUGUUAUGUUCAUAAAUCAGAACAUUGUGUUUAUAAAUGAGAAAUAGUGAUCACAGUUGUGACAUAAGUACCUUGGGGCUAUAAACAUAAUGUGAGAGGCCUAUUGAAUUGGUAAAUAUUUGUUUUUAAUAGUUCAAAGAGGGGGGGGGGAGUAAAAAUGUGUUUUGAUAGGAGAAAUGCUUUUGUUAUGAAUAUGACCAAAAAUAUGGCAAACCUUACAGAAUACUGUACAUUGACAGUUUAAAAAUUAUCCAUCCCGAUUCUACCUGAAAUUUCCUGGUAAUACAUGGUAAUAAGUAAGGAUACUCAAAAAUGGCAACAAUCUAUGACAA
Molecule: messenger RNA, 4252 nt
Organism: Branchiostoma belcheri (Belcher's lancelet)
Lineage: Eukaryota; Metazoa; Chordata; Leptocardii; Amphioxiformes; Branchiostomatidae
Product: ADP-ribosylation factor-binding protein GGA3-like
Exons: 17
Coding region: 69-2375 (768 amino acids)
Biological process (GO): intracellular protein transport; vesicle-mediated transport
Cellular component (GO): trans-Golgi network
Molecular function (GO): phosphatidylinositol binding; ubiquitin binding; small GTPase binding
Source: RefSeq, a predicted model, not a curated record